Hemicordylus capensis (graceful crag lizard) is the source of this 4720-nucleotide messenger RNA. RefSeq names its product zinc finger protein 383-like. NCBI's taxonomy places the organism in Eukaryota, Metazoa, Chordata, Lepidosauria, Squamata, Cordylidae. Bases 860 to 3175 code for a protein of 771 amino acids. The transcript is spliced from 8 exons. Gene Ontology annotation, biological process: regulation of DNA-templated transcription. The record is from RefSeq and is a predicted model, not a curated record.
CCUUGACCAUGUUUCAGAAGAACCUUUUUUUCCUUCCAGCAAAUGCAUGUUCUUUUUUCCUUCUUAAUCCAGAGAGAGAAAAGGCCAAUAUAUGAGAAUUUCCCAACAUUUUUCUCUGCUGUUCAGCUUUUUGGGAAGAAAGCAUUUCGUUGUUUCUAUUCAAAGCCUGAAUUGUCUGUGAAAGGCCGGACAAGAUGCAGAGAGAAAGAGAGACUGGAGAGCCUGUCCCAGGAUGUGGUUGAGAAAACGCUGUCUCAAGACAGCUACAGCACUUACAACACUGUCCAGGCUGUGGCCAAGGCUCUAGAUGCAGCCUACUCCUCUAGAUCCAGGCAGAAGGUGACAGCUAGUGGAGGCUGGUUGGAACUGCAGAAGGUACGGCCAUGGCAGGGAGAAGACCCCAGGUGUUAUCUGGAAUCAUCCAACAUUGCUAGUAAACAAUCUCCCUGCCCACAAAGAACUAGAGUUUAGAGGCAGAGAAAUGUGUGGGCUUUGCAGGGCUUAACAGAUGUGCACAUCUGGGCAGGGUUUGCCGCCAGACACCAGGGAGGAGGAGCAAGGCUUCACAGGACGAGACCUUGAUGCCACUGAAGAUUUCUCUUAAAAAUGGCAUUGUUCAGUUCACACCAGAAAGCGCUUCCAACUCAUCUGGUAUUCUUUUUUUGCUGAAAUCUCCAAUAAUAGAAACAGACUCCAUUUCUACACAGCUGAAAUUGAGUCUUGAAGUUUCCAUUUUGGAGAGUUGAAUGGACUCUUGAAGUUCCCAUUGGAAUUCCCCACGCUCCCCAAAACAGAAGCCCUGUUGUACGUGCUGUGACAUCCCAACUGCCUGUCUCUCUUUGAGGCCUUGUUAGUGAGCAUGGAGAGUGACAAUUCUAGUAAUAAUUUGGGCCAAAACAACAAUAAUUUUGAAAAAUCCAGAAGGUACAAGUGGUGCAUCGUACCAUUGUGCAAGAGCACAACAAAAAGUACACCGGAAAAAAUAUUUGUGCAUGUACCAGCGGAAAAGAAGCGACGGAAAGCAUGGGUAGAUGCUAUGAGAAGAGAAAAGUUGUUCAGUGAGAAAUCCGUGUUGUUCGUGUGUCAGGACCAUUUCAAUUUGCAAGAGGACAUGGAAAAUUUCACUGAGCACAAACUGAUAGGAACACAUUUACGAGUGAAGAAGAACGUUCUGCCCCAUAUUUUUGACUGCCAGUCUGCUGGAUCUGCCCCAUCCUACCUAAACAGAACAACCAGGAAACUAUUCCAGGGAGCCAUAACUUACAGUGCCACUGGGAUGACAGAACCUCUGUCUACACUGGAAAGGGAGAUUCAUACAACUCUAAAGAAGAUGCUGAGAAAGGCUGGCCCUGAAGCAGGAAAAGAUGUUGAUGAAAUUGAGGUUGAGAGCACUGAGGGGUUCUGGGAAAGAACCGUGCAGAAGAUCCUGGGUGAGGAUACUACCAGCUCAGAUGCCCAGCGCCAGCGCUUCAGACAGUUCUGCUAUCAGGAGGCUGAGGGGCCCCGAGAGGCUUGCAGCCGACUCCACAGCCUUUGCCACCAGUGGCUGAAGCCAGAAAGACACACAAAAGCUCAGAUCUUGGACCUGGUGGUCCUGGAGCAGUUCCUGGCCAUCCUGCCCCUGGAGAUGGAGAGCUGGGUCAGAGAAUGUGGAGCAGAGACCAGUUCCCAGGCAGUGGCCCUGGCAGAAGGUUUCUUUCUGAGCCAGGCAGAGGACAAGAGGCAAGAAGACCAGCAGGAGGGUCCAGCGGUUGCCGGGCAGACACUGGAAUUCAGCAGGAUUGUACAGGAGGGUGACAAAAGUGUAGGUGAUGGAGCAACACUGGUGAAUCACUCAAGACCUUCUCUUCUUUCUGCUGGAGGGGAAACAGUGACUGUGCAGUUGGACCAGGCUUCAGUGACUUUUGAGGAGGUGUCUGUGUGUUUCUCCAAAGAGGAGUGGGCUCUGCUGGACCCAGGCCAAAGGGCUCUGCACAGGGAAGUCAUGGAGGUGAACUGGAGGAACCUGGCCCCUCUAGGUGACAGGAGGGAGAGCAAAAAAGAAGGUGAAAUGCAGAGGAGGAAAACUAAAGCCAAGCAGAAGGGGAGAGAGGACACCCUUGUUCCGGAAGGCCCUGACUUCCAUGAAAUUCCAAGCCAAGAAGGAAACACAAAGAAUACAUUUCCUCGUUAUGGAUCUAUCUUAAAUGGUGAAUCAAACGUUGGCAUGCAUCAAAGAGUGCACACUGGUGGAGAACCAUUCACAUGCUUAGAUUGUGGAAAGAGUUUCAGUCACAAGACAAGCUUUACUAGGCAUCAAAGAAUCCACACAGGAGAGAAGCCGUUUCCAUGUGCCGAGUGUGGAAAAUGCUUCAGGCAGAGGGAACAACUGGUUGCACAUCAAAGAAUCCACACAGGGGAGAAACCAUUCCCAUGCUCAGAGUGUGGAAAGACCUUCAGGAGGAGGAUAACACUUAUUGAGCAUCAAAGAAUCCACACAGGGGAGAAGCCAUUUUUGUGCUCAGUGUGUGGAAAGGGCUUCAGGAAGAGCUCACACCUUACUUCCCAUCAAGGAACCCACACAGGGGAGAAACCACAUAAAUGCUCAGAGUGUGGCAAAUACUUCAGUCAUAGCAGUAGUCUGUCUUACCACAAAAGCACUCACACAGAAGAGAAACCAUACCAGUGCUUAGAUUGUGAAAAGAGCUUCAGGGGGAGGAUGCAACUUAUUGCACAUCAAAGAAUCCACACAGGGGAGAAGCCAUUUCUAUGCUCAGAGUGUGGAAAGAGCUUCAGUCAUAGCUCUAGCCUUACUUCCCACAAAAGAACUCACACAGGAGAGAAACCAUAUCCGUGCUUAGAUUGUGGAAAGAGCUUCUGUCAGAGUGUAGCCCUUGACUCACAUCAAAGAGUUCACACAGGAGAUAAACCAUUUACAUGCUCAGAGUGUGGAAAGCAGUUCCGUCACAGGAAAAGCCUUCUUUUACACCACCCAAUCCACCCUGGGGAGAAGCUGUUUGCAAACCCAGAAAGUAGAAAGGGCUUCAGCCAAAGGAUGCACCUUACUGGUCAUCAAAGGGUCCACGCUGGGGAGAAGUCAUUUGCAUGUUCACAAUGUGGAAAGAGCUUUAGUCAGGGCAUUAGCCUCACUAAGCAUCACAGAAUUCAUACAGGAGCAAAAGCACUUAUAUGCUGAGAGCAUGGGAAGCGUUUCAGUCAGCGGGAAAAUCUUACUACAACUCAGAGCAUGCACACUCUGAGCAUAAAUGCUCAGGGUCUGGAAAGAGCUUCGAGUCAGAAGACAAACCUUAUUACUCAUCAAGGAGUGCCUUAAGGGUGAAAUGUUAAAAUCCUCAGCAUAGAGAAAGGGAUUUCAUUGCAGGGUGAAGAAAUCAAAGAAUCCACACAGGAUUGAAUUCUGCAAAUCCCAGACAUGCUUGAAGUGGGAAGAGUUGAAGGGCAGAUCUGUGUCUAAUGAUUGACAUCAAACAACAUCAUACAUAUAGUUAGAUGAAGGCUUUUCUGGAUGUUUCAACUCUAACUCUAGAAUCGAUGCAUUGUUGAAUCAAACUUAUAAAUGCUCAACGUGGUAUAAACAGCUAUUGAGGCGGGUCUCAUGAUCAGUGAGACCCGUCUCGAGAGGGUUAGCGGGGAGAUCGGGCUUAGCCCACUCUCCACACACACGAGCAGCCUGCAGCCUUGGGGACAGCAAGUUAAUGAGGGCACCAUAACGUAAGAGUUCAGAAGGUUUCAGGUUCAAUCCCUGGCAGCAUCUCCAGGUUGUUAUGGUAAAGACUUAUCUGAAAUCCAGAGAGGUUGGCAGUCAGUGGGCUUGUUGUAAUGAUUCAGAUCGGCGUAGGAGGAGCACCCUGUUAGGGUAGGAAAGCCAGGCGCACUGUCCAUUGGCAAAUGUGGUCUUGUUUCACCUAGGAGUAAAAAGGGCUUGGCAGGCUGGGGAAGGAUGGAUGGAUCAAUCAAAGUAGAAGAGGGGAGAGUGAUCAUGUAGGUGCAGGGAACUGGACAGGACAGCUCUUCAUCCAUCCUUGAUAAAAUGCUGGGGACAGAAUGAGUUGGCUGCACCUGUUCUACCCAACACCCAGUUUCAUGAACUGGGUUUUUAUUUGAUUUCAACUGCUUAGAUCCUGAAGCUAUUCCCACAAUCGCUAGAAACCGGGCUAAGGCACCCCAGCCCAUUUUCUAGUGGUCAUCAAAACCACGGCUACCCGAUGGUCCCACGGUGGCUAGCCUGCCUAAAAAUCCCUCCCGCUAAACGAGGUUAACGGAGUGAGCGCUCCAUUAACCUUGUUUCUUUGAUUGUGUGUCAGCUGUGGCUGCUUGCAGGGUGAGGGAAAGGUAAGGGGGGAGCCCAGGAAGGCACUGCACACUUGCAUGGUGCCUUCCAUGGCCCGGGGCACCAUGUGGUGCUACUCCCCUUCCCCCAAGCCCCAGAGUUUCCCAGCGAGCUGAGGGCGGGCACUGGAGCACCCGACCGAAGCUGCCACUCAUCUGGGCAGCCAAUCCGGCCACCCAGCAAGGAGUGACUGCUCGUGUGCAGGGAGAGAGAACUAAUCCUGCUCUCCCCACCAAACGCCAUGAGGCGCUACACUUUAUUUAUUUAUUUAUUUAUUUAUGUGGUGUUUCCUUGUUUUGUACAUUUUAAUGUAGUAAGCGGUUUUUGGACUUUUUGUGAAGGUGCAAGAUACAGAUAUUUUAAAUAAAUAAAUAGAAUCCAAACCAGCUA